Phialemonium atrogriseum is the source of this 2025-nucleotide messenger RNA. RefSeq names its product major facilitator superfamily domain-containing protein. The transcript is spliced from 3 exons. NCBI's taxonomy places the organism in Eukaryota, Fungi, Ascomycota, Sordariomycetes, Cephalothecales, Cephalothecaceae. Gene Ontology annotation, cellular component: membrane. The coding region runs from base 347 to 1927 and encodes 526 amino acids. Gene Ontology annotation, molecular function: transmembrane transporter activity. Gene Ontology annotation, biological process: transmembrane transport. The record is from RefSeq and is a predicted model, not a curated record.
UAGCUUCUUCGCAGGAUUAUCAGAUGCGAGGGCAGAGUGUCGACAUCAAGCCAGCCGCUGAAAAUGAGAGCCAGACUUUGCAGGUUCUUAUAAUUCGCUUGUUCGCGUAAAGUAUGUACAAUCCCGGGUCCGGGGACCGGACGGUAAUGGCACCCCGGCGGUGGAGAAACCGAGUGUGGAGAUUUCAUGCGGGGGCUAGAUCAUGUCAUGUCACUUCCACGCCCUUCGGCAAAAAUUGUCUCUGGACUUGGUCCAAUUACUUCAUAAUUCGCACAAAUUCUGAACCACUCCAAAUUACAAGGAAAUAUCAUCGCCGAAAUCUCAGUAAAGCAACCGAUUCAAGACAAUGGCAUCCAGCACGCAGACAAUGGUGGCGGCACCAUCACUCCGCAACGCCCACGGCCCCGAAGACGGCAUUCCUCUCACCUCACUCGUCGGCGCCGCCAACUCAACCCCCGAGAAUGACCCGCCACCCCCCCGCGGCUCCCAUCUCCAAAAAGCCCUAAUAACCUUCCAACUCUCCGGCGUCAACCUAACCUCCAGCAUGAUCAACGGCCUCAUCACCGUCGGCCUCCCCACCAUCGCCGCCGACCUCGACCUCGCGCCCUCGCUAGCCCUCUGGCCAGCCUCGGUGUCGGGCCUCGCAACAGCGACCACGCUCCUCCUAGCGGGCUCCAUUGCCGACGUCCUGGGGUCCCGCGGCGUGGAGCUGCUGGGCUGUUUCGCCAACGGCGCCGUCAUGCUCGGCCAGGGGGCGUCGCGGACCGGCGCCGAGCUGGUCGGCCUGCGCGCCAUCCAGGGGGUUGCGCUGGCGUUGCAUCUCGCCGCGUCGGUGGGCGUCAUCACCGAGCAUGUGCCGGAGGGGCGGGGGCGGAACAUUGCCUUCUCGUGUCUGGGGCUUAGCCAGGUGCUGGGGUUCUCGGUCGGGCUCGUGCUGGGGGGGAUCUUUGUUGAUACCAUUGGGUGGAGGGCCGGGUGGUAUCUUUCCGGCGGGGCGACGCUGCUGCUCGGUGUCUUGGGGCUCUGGGUGCUCCCACGGGGCCGUGAUGGCCGGAAGAUCGGGCAUGUUGUGCGUCAGAUUGCCACGACGGUUGAUUGGGUUGGUGCUGGAUUGGCGUCUGCCUUUAUGGCUCUGCUAUCCUACCUCCUCGCGGUUGUCAGUACCGAUAUCUCACGCAUUCGACACACAGACAGUAUCGUGAUUCUAUGCCUCAGCCUCAUCGUGUUACCAUCAUUCGUAUUCUGGGUCCAUCGCCAGGUCAGAUUGGGCCGGCCUGCUUUAAUUCCCAAUUCGCUCUGGAAGAAUACCGCAUUCUCGAGUAUCUGCAUUACCGUUGCGCUGUCGUCUGCCGUCCUCAACUCCUUAGAGUUAUUUGCUAGCCUGUUCUUCCAAGAUGUGCAACGCCUGCCCGCCCUGCAGGCAUCCAUCCGCAUUUUGCCAAGCAUGCUUAUCGGGGUGGUGCUCAACGUGACGACCGGCUUCUUCGUCGACCGAGUUCCUGCCUUCUGGCUUGUGACGGUAUCCUCGCUCCUCUGUGCCGGCUCGCCUCUGCUCAUGGCGGUGAUUAAACCCGAGUCGACGUACUGGGCCAAUGGCUUCGUGGCGCAGCUUCUGCAGCCCACCAGCUUCGAUGUGCUCUUCACCGUCGGUCUUAUUGUGGUCUCGAACUCCUUCGACGACAAUAACAAGUCACUGGCCGGCGCUGUGUUCAACGCCGCGGCACAAUUCGGCAGUGCCCUCGGGCUCGGAAUCAUGCAGGUCGUCUCAACGCUGGUCACCAAGCAGUCUGGCGCAGAGGGGAUCCGGGCGAUAAUGGAAGGUUUCAGAGCCAGCUUUUGGACCAUGUUUGCCUUCAUGAUCCUCUGUGCGGUGCUAGGAGGGUUUGGCUUGGGGAAGACGGGAAAGGUUGGACUAAAGAGAGACUAGAGCGUUCACAUGGGCAGAGGUUCUGUACGCAAAAUCAAGGGUCCCAUUGACCCUAAAAAUCAAGGGUCCCAUCCCAAAAAUCCAUAGAAACAUUUGAG